AUGUUUAAAAAACCUCUAGCAAACUUAAAGUCCUUCAGUCCUUUGCGUUCUUCGGAUCGUCGUCGCUUUCAAGCCGAUGCGUAUGAAGCUCAUCCUUCUGUCAAAGAGAUGUGCACAGCAGAGGGCGCGUCUCACCUUAUGCCAGACGAUCUUCGAUCAGCCAAGUUUAUCUCGCAUACAGGCACUCCAGGUGUAGUCUAUAUGUCUGAUAAACAAGUAUUAUGGAUAUCCAUCAAGAAACUACCUCCUAUUCCAACAGUGUAUACAAUGUGGCAAUAUCCCAACAUGUUGCCCAAACUGUAUACGUGGGGUCCUGUCAUUCACAGGCUAAUGGAAGGAGCAGACUUGAUGAUACCAGGUCUAGUUCUUGGACCAGAAGGUGUGUUGCCUACUUUGGAUACUGGCGAUUUAGUGGCUAUUACCAUCAAAGGAUAUUCAUACCCUUUAGCAAUUGGUACGAUGGCAGUACCUACUUCUGGUAUAAAGCCACGCUCGGGUAUGAAGGGAAAAGCAGUACAUAUCAUCCAUGUUUAUCAGGAUUUCUUGUGGUCAAUGGGAGAUAAAUCAGAUCCACCACAGCUUGAGCAUAUGUCUGACGAUGAAUAUGAAGAAGAAGAGGGAGAAGAAAAAGGGACAAUAGAGAAAGCGACACCAGCACCUAAAGAGCCAAUGUUAGAAGAAAAAGGCGCUGUUCAAUUGACAACUGCAGACAUUGAUGAAUGGCUAAAGAAAUCGCUUUAUCAAGCACUUGUAUACAAAAUCAAACAAGAAAAUGCCACUCAUUUAUUGCCAUUAUCAGCAUCUUCACUUUACUCGGCUUAUAUUAUGCCAUGUAGACCAUCGGAUAUCGGGACAGAGAUUGACAUCAAAAAAUCUAGCUGGAAAAAGCUUCAAAAAUUCUUAAAGGCAAUGGAUAAAGCAGGGUUGUUGAAGACAAAAGAGCAACGAGGAGAGACCAUGGUUACUUCUGUUAAUUAUUCACACCCUAGUUUAGAGAAUUUACAUAAAUACAAGACGAUGGAAUCACAAUCAGUGAAAGAGAAUACAGUCAAAGAAGCAUCUCAACAACAAGAGAAACAACAGCAGCAGCAAAAGCAGCAGCAACAAUCAAACGAAGCUGAAAUUCAGGAAUUAUUUAAGCCUCUUGGACCUCAAUUGAUCAAGUUUUUUGAAGAAGCCAAGCAUGAUAAAGAUGCUAUGUACACCAUUCCAGAAGUGCGUACUGUUGUAGCUGAUUAUAUCAAAUUGCACAAUUUGGUAGAUCCUAAAAAUCAAAAAAUGAUCAAUAUUGAUGCAACUAUGUGCGAUGCAAUUUUAUCAAAGCAAGAAUACAACACCAUUGACAAGUUGGCAAGAGAUCAAAUUCUUCAUAGAACAUGUCAAAAGAUGCAGCCUUUUCAUACAAUCAAACUGCCUGGCAAAGAAGCAGUGCUUAGAAAGGGCAGUCCUAAACCUGUAGAAAUCACACAAGAAAUAAGACAAGGAAGAAAGACAGUUACUAAAGUAACAGGCGUGGAAGGAUUUGGAUUAGAUGUGGAUGAACUGGCAAAAGAAUUAACUAAACUCUGUGCUAGUAGUGCUACAUAUAAUCCUAUUCAUGGUGUGAGCCCAAAGAAUCCAUUGUUUGAAAUUAUGGUACAAGGGCCACAGAUCAAGACUAUCUCUGAGCUUAUGAUAAACAAAGGUGUUCCCAAAAAGUUCAUUGACGUGUUUGACAGGACAGCAAAGAAAGGAAAAGGAAAGAAAUAA
This is a messenger RNA of Gilbertella persicaria, 1749 nucleotides long. RefSeq lists its product as uncharacterized. Gene Ontology annotation, biological process: translational initiation; formation of translation preinitiation complex. The record is from RefSeq and is a predicted model, not a curated record. Gene Ontology annotation, molecular function: translation initiation factor activity. NCBI's taxonomy places the organism in Eukaryota, Fungi, Mucoromycota, Mucoromycetes, Mucorales, Choanephoraceae. Bases 1 to 1749 code for a protein of 582 amino acids. The transcript has 6 exons.